Molecule: messenger RNA, 455 nt
Organism: Caenorhabditis elegans
Lineage: Eukaryota; Metazoa; Nematoda; Chromadorea; Rhabditida; Rhabditidae
Gene: spe-27
Product: Spermatocyte protein spe-27
Exons: 5
Coding region: 44-439 (131 amino acids)
Source: RefSeq, marked reviewed
ACAUUUAAAGUUUGUUAUUACUACUUUUAUUUCAAUUAUCGCAAUGAAUAAAUCACUGAUCUUUUUAUUAUCAUUUGCAUAUUCAUGUUACUCGACAAAAACUGAAAACAAUUUUGACAUAAACGACGUGGAGAAUAAAGCGUGCCAAUAUGGAUGUGGGUUUGAAAAUGUCAGAAGAACUUCGUUUAGAAAGACAUACGACAUACUGUACACCUGCUCUGAAUGUUCCACACUUUUCGAUUUGUGCAUCAAGUACCGUACUUGUCAAGAUGGUUGUGUUCCAGAAAUGCCAGUUCUUCCCUAUGAUCAAGCAAAGGAUGUGUCGGCGAGAAUUCGUCCCCCAAUGAAUCCCUGCUUGGAUUUGGUCACUGCGUGCAAUUACGAGUCAAUGGAUAGCUAUGAAAUUCUUCGAUCUGAAAAUCCAUUCCUUUACAUUUGAAUAAAUUUUAUUCCUA